CCAAAAAACACAUCUUAUAAUCAUUUUGCUUCAAGAUGUGGAGAUCGAAUGGGAUAAAAACAGGUACAAAAUCAAGAAUAUUCCAUAUAAUCUAGAAGAUUCCACUAAACUUGAAACCACAUGAGUGAAGGCGUAAGAAGAUUUAUAGGUAAGGAGGUGGUCAUAAUUACCGAAUAAAAAGGUGGUUGUAAUUUAUUACCCAUAUAAUUUUGAUUGUCUUUACCAUGGGCCAUCCCUAGUUUAUGGAAAUUAAUGAGUCGGUGUGAAUGCAACACAAAAUUUCUUGUGGUGGACGGACGCACGCAGUCAACCCGAUGUGGGAAGAAGACGAAGACGAAGGUGAGCGGAAAUAUGCCGUCCACAUUCUCUCUCUCUCUCUCUCUCUCUCUCUCUCUCUCACACACACACACACACACACAAACACGCACACACAAAGACAUACAAAAAGGCAGUAUGAAAUGAUUGAGAAGCAAGCACUGAAGUAGCCUUCAUUUUUAUUUGCUUGUAACUCCACCGCACCAUGCAUGUCUACAACUUUCAACACUUCUCCACCAUCAACCGAUAAUGGAGGAAGAGCCGCAGCUGUAAUCGUCAGCCUAUUAGUACUGGCGGGAAUCGGAGCUGUGUCCUGCUUCUGCGCCAGGCAAGCCAGGAAGGCAAUAGUAUCGGAACUAAGGGCGGCGGUGGCCCCACCGCCACCCGCAACAGUGAUCCAAGUGUGGGAGGUGGACGCCCCCACAAUGGAGAAAUUCUUCCUCGAGCUCGCACAGGAGAAACCGGUCCGUUUCACCGCCCAGCAGCUCUGCUCCUUCACGGACAACUACACCACCGUACUCGGCUCCGGCGGCUUCGGCAAAGUCUACAAGGGUAGAUUCCCGAACAACGGUGUCCAAAUAGCCGUCAAAGUCCUGAACAGAGGAGGUCCGAACAAAAGUAUCGAGGACCAGUUCAUGGCAGAGGUCGGAACCAUCGGUCGGACCCACCACAUCAACUUGGUGAGACUGUACGGCUUCUGCUACGACCAGUUCUUGAGCGCCCUCGUUUACGAGUACAUGGAGAACGGAUCUCUCGACAAGCAUUUGUUCGAUAAUCACGAUUUGAAGUGGGAGACGCUGCAUGAGGUGGCGGUGGGAACAGCAAAGGGUUUAGCGUACCUUCACGAGGAGUGCAAGCAGAGGAUUAUACACUACGAUAUCAAGCCGGGAAACGUGCUGCUCGACGGGAAUUUCUCCCCUAAAGUGGCGGAUUUCGGACUCGCGAAGCUCUGCAAUAGAGAAGACACGCAUGUUAGUAUAAUCGGGUAUAGGGGUACUCCGGGGUACUUAGCCCCCGAGUUUAUGCUCAAGAACUUUCCGAUUACUUACAAAUGUGAUGUCUACAGCUUCGGGAUCCUUCUGUUCGAGAUUGUAGGGAGAAGGAAAAACACGAGGAUUGGUCGUGGUGGAGAUAGUGAGAGUAUGGAUUGGUUUCCGAAGAAAGUGUGGGAGGAGUUCGAGAAAGGGGAGCUGAGUGAAUUGGUGGUGGCUUGUGGCGUGGAGGAGAAGGAUCGGGGCAAGGCUGAGAGGAUGGCUAUGGUGGCUCUAUGGUGCGCGCAAGAUUCGCCGGAGGCUAGGCCGCCGAUGAGCGCGGUGGCGAAGAUGUUGGAGGGCGGAGUUGAGGUGGUGCCGCCGCCUAAGCCGUUUCACUACUUGUUUUCGGUGGGCACUAGUGCGCUUAAGCCACCACCUACUGGCUCCGGAAGUGGCUCUGAGUAUACUACAAGUGACGGAAGUAAUUCGUAUUGGUACAAAGAGACGACUACUCCAGUAAUGGCGAAGUACGAGAUAACCGUCGCCACUUUGUAAAGCGAACGGACGUGUUUUUAGCAUCUGCAUCUGGUAAAAAUAGAAGUAGCAAGGGCCAAAGUGAAAUCAAGAUUAUUUUGAAAUCCAAAAACAAAAUUGACUUGUAUAAAUAUUUGGAAUUUUAGUUGUUGUACAAUGAAAGUCACUUCAAACACUCAGU
Molecule: messenger RNA, 2004 nt
Organism: Erythranthe guttata (spotted monkey flower)
Lineage: Eukaryota; Viridiplantae; Streptophyta; Magnoliopsida; Lamiales; Phrymaceae
Product: PR5-like receptor kinase
Biological process (GO): protein phosphorylation
Molecular function (GO): protein kinase activity; ATP binding
Source: RefSeq, a predicted model, not a curated record